GGCGCGAGGAUCCGAGAGUGAAAGAUGAUCCCAUGAUUUGAUAAUUCCUGUCAAGACUGCAGAGGAGGGCGGGUGAUCCGACCCGCAGACUCACGGCGCGCCGCGAUGAGCGUGGAGGCGCUCUUGGCGGAGCUGCAGGGUGCGAAUGGAAAAUCGGACGGCUGCGCGGUGUCGCGGAGACGCAGAACACGACGAUUGAGGAGCUCACGGCUGCAAUCCCCGAUGGGGCGGCAGGUCGAGUUCAGCCAAAACGAGUUGAACUACAGCAACUACGACGACGAGUGCAGGAAAAUGGCCCAGUCGUUCUUCUACCAGCUGACGAUGCAGAAAGAAGGUGCCCGCUCGGCAUCAAACGGGAAGUUUGCGAUCAAGACGGGUUGGAUGCCCGACGUCGUUCGAGCCUCCAGUGCGACCCGCAGAACAUGGGGAGCACCCUCACGAGGUCGAUGAAGGCGCUGGAGUUCGCCUUCGGAGGCGAGGGCGAACUUCUCGACAACAUCGCCAAGUUGGAAAUACGGGUCGAGGAAUGCGAGAGGCGGUC
Messenger RNA from Prorocentrum cordatum, 541 nucleotides. The record is from the annotation of a GenBank genome assembly. Lineage: Eukaryota; Dinophyceae; Prorocentrales; Prorocentraceae.